AUGGAACUGAUAAAACAUCAUACAUCCUUGUACCCUUUUCGACUAAACCGCGAUUCCAAGUACUGUGGCAACUCGAGGUUCACGUUGUACUGUGAAAACAACGUUACUGUAUUGCACCUACUUUCUGGAAAAUUCUUGGUGCUGGCCAUCAACUACGAUGACCAGAUGAUCGGAGUGGUAGAUCCUGGCCUUCAAAGGAACAAUUGCUCCUCCAUUCCUGAUUACCCUUUUGCCGAUUUUAGAUUUAGUCAUCAGUACCCGCGGCUUCUGUAUCAUAUUGCUAUGUCAAGUCAGCCUGUAACUUAUAUCAAAUUAGAUCUCUCUCUCACGCUCUCUCUCUACAGCAACGAUGACCACAGCCUUCACCUGCGAUGGAAUUCUCAAGCAGCUCAUCCCUUCGGUCUUAGCCAACAACUCCAAGGUCUUCUGGCUCAAGAUGAAGAGCAUUACGAUCGCUAUCUUGCUGAGUUCAAGAUCGGUGCCAAGCACAAUGACCAGUCAACCCUAUUUGAUCUCAUUCUGAUGAUACCUUGA
Molecule: messenger RNA, 534 nt
Organism: Prunus armeniaca (apricot)
Lineage: Eukaryota; Viridiplantae; Streptophyta; Magnoliopsida; Rosales; Rosaceae
Source: the annotation of a GenBank genome assembly